AUGAACCGAAGUCUGAGUAGUUUUUUAUUCGCCAGGACCGUCAAGCAUGGACGAAGAGCCUUGGCUUCUCAAUUGCGGCCCAAUUUGGACUUUGACUACCUUCUCGACAAGGCAAAUGCUGAAGCGAUCCGGAAGAACAUUGCCCUGCGAAAAGGCGUCGGGGACCCGGAGCCCAUGUAUCAAGCAUGGGAAAAGAUCGAGCGCAUAAUGGAGGAGCGUGGCCAGUCUAAGAUCACCGAAGAGGAAUACCAGAGAUUAUGGGAUGAGCUUUACGAAGCGGCCCUGCUAAUCCCCAAUACUUCUCACGCGACGUCACCGGCGGGUGACGAAUCGAAAAACCAGGUGGUGGACGAAUGGGGCGAAACAAUUCAGAUUAAGGAGCCAAAGACAAUUGAACAUCUCGUCAAAAAAUGGGGAUCGCUUUUCUUUCCGAAAGAGGCUUGUGGGGAGAGAAGCUAUACGCUCGUUGGCCCACUUGCACGAUUGGAGCGGAAUUUGCUGGACUAUGCCUACAAGACGGUGAUCGGGCGUGGAUUUAGCCCGGUCGUAAUCUCAGAUCUCGUCGCCCAAAGCGUGACCAAGGCGUGUGGCGUCCAACAGAAGGAAGGUGCCCACCCCAUGCAGUACCGAUUAUUGGGCGAAGAAGGGAAUGUUUUAUCUGGAACGGCCGAGAUGGGUAUUGCUGCCAUGUUGAGGAAUAGGACGUUCAAAACAUCUGAGUUACCGAUCCGUCUUGUCUCCCAGUCAAGGUGCUAUCGCCCGGAAAUCAGUCGUUCUGCAGCCGAAGCAAAGCUCUACAGAGUGCAUGAAUUUACAAAGGUUGAGAUGUUCGUCGUAUGUGCCCCGGAGAACAGCGAUUCCGAACUUGAGAAUAUUGUCUCCAUCCAAAAGGAUAUUUUCAAGAAAUUCAAGAACAUCAAGGCUCGACUAGUAAACAUGGCGACCGAGGAACUUGGCGCGUCAGCGCAUCGUAAAUUCGAUAUUGAAGCCUGGAUGCCCGGGCGAAAGUUGUGGGGAGAGUUUCUUGGA
This is a messenger RNA of Mesorhabditis spiculigera, 1029 nucleotides long. The record is from the annotation of a GenBank genome assembly. Lineage: Eukaryota; Metazoa; Nematoda; Chromadorea; Rhabditida; Rhabditidae.